AUCAUUUCAUUCUGUCCACGGGCUAAGAAUUAUGAGCUGCAGGAACCAGCGACCUGCCAUUUGCUUUCCCUAAGUACACUUUCCCCUCGGCGCUCGCGCUCCACCGCCGGCCAUCCUCAGCGGAACAGGAAAACCGUGCUGUUUCCCCGCGCUGCUUCCGGUCGAUGGAAUUCGCUCGCCGAGGCCGCGGCGACGAGGACAUCGACGACAUGCACCGGUUCAUCGACCUUCCGCCGCCUCACGAUGCAAGCGAUUCUUUUGGUCCGUACCAACAUUCCAAGCUGGCUUGCUGCCUGCCUGCCUGUUCCUUUGGAAAGCGAAACCCCGAUUUCCAUUAAGGAAGCAAGGUUCUUGUGCGUUGGCAUAAUCACCAGCAUAGGAAGGAUCUAAAGUUCCGUUGCUAUGCUACUCUGCGGCUCUUGGCAUAAUCACCAGGAUAGGAAGGUUCUAAAAUUCAGUUGCUAUAUGCUACUCUACGGCUCUUGGCAUAAUCACCUGCAUAGGAAGGUUCUACUGCACCUGAUAAGGAAAUACUCCUAAAUAGGUAAUUUAGAGCAUCAAUCCAUCAACUUAGCUUGUUUGCCUUUUGAUAAUCUCUGUCUGAAAAUAUAAUUCGUUUUAGACUAAACAAAUAUUCAUUAAUUAUUCUUCGAAUGUAGUUUAUAUGUAUAUCUACAAAAAGGUUAGAAAAAGUUAUAUUUUGGGACGGAGAGAGUAUUUUUUAAGAAAACCUGUUCGUCUUUGACUGUCAUCUUAGGUCUAACCUUAGCAUAGUCAGAGCAUCAGACGCUCACGACUGGUCAACUGCUGAAUUGGUUAUGCUUUUUUUUACGGCAAGAUGACUGUGCCUUGUGCAGUGGACCCAUUGCUGGUGAUUAGGGAAGCGCUGCUGUCACAGCUUCAGAAGGAUCGUCUUCGCCAGGAGAUCAUCCAGGUUGAGUUGGCUAAGAUAGAGCGUGCCAUGGUCCUGUGCAAGUGCAACAGCUCACAUCAUGGUAUUGCCGCUGAUGAUGUGGAAUGGACUAGGCCUGCUCCCUUCACCUUCAGGGAGCAGUCCAUGCGACCUUGGCGAUGGUCAGUCAGUCAAGAAUGUUAUGUCGAUGUGGAUGAGGUUCAUGAUCGAAAGCAAAAGGAGGGAAGGCACAGGAGUGUAGUGUUGAAGUCUGAGAAGCCUGCCAUGGAAGAUGGUGAAUGCUUGAGACCUUGUUGUAAUGGUAAGGCAAGUCAGGAGAAUUCAAAAGUCGAAGAUCAGAAAUCACAAGAAUCCAGUGAGACCAUACAGCCCAAGACGACUUUGCCUUCAGUGAAAUGGGAACUGACAGGAAUAACAAUACCAGUUAAGAAAAAGAAACGACACCAGAAACUGAGUUGUGAAAUCUGCCAGGUGCAAGCAACUAGUGAGCACAGCUUACAAGAACACCGUGCAGGGCGUAAGCACCAAUUAAAAGAAGCAAUUGAUCAGAAGGUACAAUUAACAGAAGAAUCCUCUUCCAGCACAGAGCAGAAAACAUCCUCGAUAAAAUGGAGCUGCAGUACAUGCCAGGCCAACGGUACAAGCGAAUCAGACCUGAAGGAGCAUCUAAAUGGAAGAACACACCGACAAAACAUUAAAGCGCAACUCAUGGAGAGUGAUGGCAUUGCUAAGACUAAUGAGCUGCAGGAACCAGAGUGCCCUAAGAACAAUGCACCACAACAUUCAGAGAAGCCACCUCCGAUGAGUUCUACCCAUUGCCUAGCGAACUCUACUCAUGAAUUGGAGUUACGAGGGCACCUUUUAGCUAAGCCUCAAGCUCUACUGGACGAAAUCAGUAACCUGUCAAGGAAUUCUGAGUCGCGAGAAGCCACGGUGCUUCCGAACAUUGCACCGCAACAUACAGAGCAGACUCCAGGAUCAAAUUGUAGCAUACUUCAAGCUGAUUCUGAUUGCAAAUUAGACUUGGAGCACCAAUUUGGAGCGAAGAUACACCAACUGAAUGUCCAGGACCUACUUGAAGAAGCCAAGAAAACAGGAGAUUUUCCACCAGAAAUUGCCAAGGACCAGCAACCGCCCUCUGAAUGGGGUUGUGUUAUCUGUCAGGCAAAAUGUUACUCCGCACCUCAAUUCGCUCAGCACUGCAGAGGCAAGAAACACCAAAAGAAGGUGGAGGCACUACAAGGAGGCGUGGAUGCCAAAUCAAGUAAUCUGACGACAGUGCACAAAGCAGCUUCAAAUGGUCCUGACUGCAGCAGUUCGAGUUCAGAGAAGGUGGAGGAUCAGACAGCAUUGUGGUCGUGCGGGGUUUGCAAUGUGCAGUGCAACAGCGAGAGUAUGCUUGCAGGCCAUUGUAAGGAGGAGGAACAUAUGGAGAAACAGAAGUUGCGGGAUUUCUGCGAGGUCUGCAAUUUGAAGUGCAACAGCGAAAAGAUGCUUGCUCACCAUCUUUCUGGGAGUAAGCACCAGAAAAGGCUCAGUGCGAACAAGCGAAAUGCAGUUGUGGCUUGGGUCCCGGUGGCACUGAGGGGAAUUGUACAGUAAGAUAAGGAACCUAGUACCCCACCUAGUGAAGUUUGUAUACCAUGCCACUAUUUAUUAUAGUGACCCGACUGCAAUUUCAAAAUACA
Molecule: messenger RNA, 2601 nt
Organism: Zea mays
Lineage: Eukaryota; Viridiplantae; Streptophyta; Magnoliopsida; Poales; Poaceae
Product: zinc finger protein 385B-like
Exons: 3
Coding region: 839-2515 (558 amino acids)
Molecular function (GO): nucleic acid binding; zinc ion binding
Source: RefSeq, a predicted model, not a curated record